AUGGAUUCACACAAAGCAGCAGAAACAACGCGUCUUGACAAGAAAGCUCAAGCUCAAGCUCCGGCUGUCAAAGACGUUAUUCGCGUUGCCUCAUAUCACCGACUCGACUACGACAUAGCAGUCAUCAGAACAUCCUCUAUACACCACAACCUGAUACGCCAUUUGCUGACUCCCAAAACACAUACCAUAGACCUGAAUUCAAGUCUUGGAGUCCUGGAUAUCUUCCCUCUAGAGUUCAUCCAUGAGAUAUGCCUCAAGCUCGACAUCCAAUCCUUGUUCCGCUUCCAUCGUGUCAACCGUCGAGCUCGACAAAUCGCCAGCGCCAGUGGAUACUACAAAGCGGUAGUCAAAUACGCCGUCGAGGCCCUGUUUGUCAUCUUCAGAACCGGCAUGGCAUCUUGGUAUACACUUUCGGACUUAUAUGAUGUCCUUUGCACAAAGAAUUGUAAAGAAUGCGGUGCCUUUGGUGGCUUUAUCUUCCUUCCAUCGUUCAUGAGAUGUUGUUUCUUCUGCAUUCAGAACGACCACCUUCCUUACCUUUUGCCCACUCGUCACGUCAGACCAUUCCUGGGCUGGCGUCCGGUUCCUAUUUCAAGCCGGAUCCCUAUGAUAACGACGCUGCCUGGGGUGUACUCGUUGGAUGAAACAAAGCGAACGGGACGAUUCGAAUUUGUUUUGGAAAAGUCCGCUAAAUCGCUCUUCCCGCCUGACCGGGUUCCAAUUAUCCCCAGGCUUCAUUCGAGGGUUUACACAGAGCUACAGCGUUAUAUGGCCAGUACGGCUCUGCCUUAUUUCGACGAGGAAAAAGGUGUCAUGGAGAAGGGCGUUUCCUGCAGUGGCUGCCAGAUUUCUCUAGAGAAGGCCUUGCAGUCGUCUGGGGCAGACUAUGAUGACUGGGAUGACCGAGAUAGAAUUUAUUCGCAUGAUCAGUUCAUGGUGCAUUUUGGAAAAUGUUCAGAGGCUCGCAAGCUAUGGGAAUUGAGCAAGGGAGGCACCAUCAAGCCUGACGUCCCGGCGUUUGUUAAGAAUGGAGGCUGCGCUAGGAAGAGGUAUAUUCCUGAUCCAUUCGGCAGAAGAUAG
Aspergillus eucalypticola CBS 122712 is the source of this 1080-nucleotide messenger RNA. RefSeq names its product F-box domain-containing protein. The record is from RefSeq and is a predicted model, not a curated record. The transcript has a single exon. NCBI's taxonomy places the organism in Eukaryota, Fungi, Ascomycota, Eurotiomycetes, Eurotiales, Aspergillaceae. Bases 1 to 1080 code for a protein of 359 amino acids. Gene Ontology annotation, molecular function: protein binding.